CCGGUCACCAGGCAGCGCCGUGCGGGCGUGGCCAUCCGGCUCCCCGCGGCCAUGGCUUCCGCGGCCGCCAGUCCCCCCGAGGUGGUCCGCGCGGCCCAGAAGGACGACUACUACCGCGGCGGGUUGCGGAGCGCGGCGGGCAGCGCCCUGCACAGCCUGGCGGGCGCCAGGAAGUGGCUGGAGUGGCGGAAGGAGCUCGAGCUGCUGUCGGACGUGGCCUACUUCGGCCUCACCACGCUGGCAGGCUACCAGACCCUCGGCGAGGAGUACGUGGGGCUCAUCCAGGUGGACCCGUCCCGGAGGCAGGUGCCCCUGAGGUGGCGCCGCGGCGUGCUGGUCGCGCUGCACACGGUCCUGCCCUACGUGCUGGACAAGGCCCUGCUCCACCUGGAGCAGGAGCUGCAGGCCGAUGGCAACGCCGCCCGCCCGGCGCCCGGCAGCCUGGCACCCAGCGCGAGAGGCCGGUCGGGAGCCAGGCGCUGGGUGCACAGGCAGGUGGCGGCCCUGCCGGAGCCGCAGAGGAAGGCGCUGCUGAGGGCCGUGCUGGUGUUCAGGCAGGGCCUGGGCUGCCUCCACCGGCUGCACGUCGCCUGGUUCUACAUCCACGGCGCCUUCUACCACCUGGCCAAGAGGCUCACCGGAGUCACCUAUCUCCGCCUCCACCGCCCGCCUGCAGAGGACCUGAGGGCCCGGGCGAGCUACCGGCUGCUGGGCCUGGUCUCCCUGCUGCACCUGGUGCUGUCCCUGGGCCUGCAGCUCUACGGCUUCCGCCAGAGGCAGCGCGCCCAGCGGGAGUGGAAGCUGCACCGCAGGCUGUCUCACCGCAGGAGCCUCACGGAGGAGAGAGCGGUGUCCCGGACCUCGCUGUGCACCCUGUGCCUGGAGGAGCGCAGGCACUCGACGGCCACGCCCUGCGGCCACCUGUUCUGCUGGGAGUGCAUCACCCAGUGGUGCGACACCAAGACGGAGUGUCCCCUGUGCCGGGAGAGGUUCCCUCCCCAGAAGCUGGUCUACCUGCGGCACUUCCGGUGACAGGACAGACGGAUGGAGCCACCGGCAGCCGCCUGUCAGGAGAGACAAUGAAUUCUGACAAACUUGCACAGAAACCGUAAAAUCCUCUGAUUUUAUAUUUUUUGUCACGAGAUGCUGCGCCAGCAGCUCAGGAGGACAAGCUGGGCGGCUGGUCCAAGGCUCCCGGCCAGGUUCGGACAGGGGCUCCGCUCAGCUCAGUUCCCGCCGGCCCCAUGGCACCCCCCUCACCCCGCAGUGCCAGGCGGUGGCUCUGCAGGGACUCGCUCCCUGGGACCAGGUCCUAGGCCCUCCCUUCCCCAGACCGCAGAGCUGAGGACACACCGGUCCCUUCUGUGAUGAGAAGACAAGCCAACAUCGGGUGGGCAAGUGCAGCCCGCCAGCCCCCCACCUACUAACCCUGCCCCCACCACAGCUGCUGCGGAGCGGCCAGGCACAGCCCCUCACGGGCGUGGAGACCAGGGCGUCCAGCAGGUGCAUCUCCUCACCUGAGGAUUCCCUGCUGAUGGUUGGAGAGGAAGGGAAGGGAGAGACAGACACAUGGACAUGACACACGGACUGGUUGCCUCUCACCUGCGCCCCAACCUGGGCCCCAAAUCAAACCUGCAACUGAAGUACGUGCCUCUGGCCAGACUCGAACCCAUGACCACCCAGUCUGUGGGCUGAAGCUCUAACUGCUGAGCCAAACCAGCCUUAAUUCACAUGUCGAGUCUGUUCCCCAUUUAGGACACAGGUCUGUCCUGGUCCCUACAGACUGAGGGCCCCCCACCCGGGGCUCCUGCUGGGCAGCCAGUUUUCCCGAGUUUCCUAACCCUGAGGCCACAGACCCCCUCAGAGGCCGGCGCUGGGACAGCCGUCACCCAUGUCCAGCUACUUCCUGCCACAUACUGUAUUUUCCAGGUUUUAAAACCGUUUAACUUGUGCCAGAGACAGAACUUUGCCGUAAGUCCCCUUAAGAAACCAAUUCCACAGAAGUAGGCCAUAGGCUGGGGCCACCCACCCGGGCCAGGCCCUCGGUCUGCGUGGCACCCCUGCUGCAGUGCAGUGCUCCCUAGAGUGAGUUGUCCGGCAACAGGCGCUGUUCUCCGCGGGAAUGAAGGUCACGGGCCACUGGCGCGGCCGGCCUGAGCAGCAGACCCCAGAAGAGGGGCCCAGGGCAGGCCGCCACCGGCCCCGAAAUCCUUGACUUACACUCGGCCAAGCGCACAGCUUCCCACCGCGCCGGGCCUGAGCCUGAGCGCUUCCGAGGGCGACAGUGUGAGGGGUGGGGCAGAAUCUGAACUGGCCUCCGCCAGCGGCUCCGUGGCUCAGAGCCCUGUCCUGGCACCAAAGGGUUGUGGGUUCAAUGGGGGGGGGGGGGGGGCGCGCGCAUACAGGAGGCAGCUCACAGCUGUCUCUCAGACAUUGAUGUAUUUCUCCCCCCUCCUCUCUCUAAAGUCAAAUGAAUGAACACGUGUCCUUGGGGGGAUUUUUUAAAAAGCAGGCAGAGCUCAAGCCCAGAAACGCGGUAACACCUGAAGUCAGACACCCCAAGGCAGAUGGGGAGCUGCUCGGCCGCAGUCUGCACCCGACUGAGAACGGACGGUGCACAGCUCCGCGCCCGCCCCAGCCCUGCCUCGCUCUGCCCACCCUGUGCCUGGGCAGAGGUCCCCACGGGCGCCUCUGGAUAAAGACUCCGUGAGAAGGGCACACCGUCUUUAAUAAAGUUUGAAUUAAAAAGUCA
Molecule: messenger RNA, 2752 nt
Organism: Myotis daubentonii (Daubenton's bat)
Lineage: Eukaryota; Metazoa; Chordata; Mammalia; Chiroptera; Vespertilionidae
Gene: PEX10
Product: peroxisomal biogenesis factor 10
Biological process (GO): protein import into peroxisome matrix
Cellular component (GO): peroxisomal membrane
Molecular function (GO): zinc ion binding
Source: RefSeq, a predicted model, not a curated record